This is a messenger RNA of Exophiala oligosperma, 312 nucleotides long. RefSeq lists its product as uncharacterized. The coding region runs from base 1 to 312 and encodes 103 amino acids. The record is from RefSeq and is a predicted model, not a curated record. NCBI's taxonomy places the organism in Eukaryota, Fungi, Ascomycota, Eurotiomycetes, Chaetothyriales, Herpotrichiellaceae. The transcript has 2 exons. Gene Ontology annotation, biological process: intra-Golgi vesicle-mediated transport.
AUGUCCGACGCGUACGCCCGCGAAGAGCAAAACAAUGCCCUCCUUUCCUCGCUCUCCCAAAAGACCUCGGCCCUCAAACACAUCACGCUCGACAUCUACGACAAUGCACGCUCCCAAGAGACCCUGGACAACACGAACGAGGUGUUUAGCAACAUGACCACCAGCAUUCGAGGGUCGGCGGGUCGGCUCACGCGCAUGGCGAGACAGGGUGACAAGUUGGCCGUUCUCAAGUUGGCCGGGAUCAUCAUCGUCGCGGUCUUGCUCAUUUACUGGGUCGGUGGUUGGAUCCUGGGUUUGAUCUUUGGUCGGUGA